Messenger RNA from Paramuricea clavata, 331 nucleotides. Lineage: Eukaryota; Metazoa; Cnidaria; Anthozoa; Malacalcyonacea; Plexauridae. The record is from the annotation of a GenBank genome assembly.
UUCCCUGCCACGAAAUCUUGCAAAAAACAUUGAACGUAUACAGAAGCGAGCAAUGAAAAUAAUAUUCUAUGAAUUGUCUUACGACGAGGCUCUUAACAUCGCUGGUAUUUCCACUCUUGAAAACAGACGGGAGUAUCUAUCCAAUAAUCUCUUCAACGACAUUGUUUUAAAUGAUGAUCAUAAACUUGCCAAACUUUUACCAUCCAAAGCAGGCAAUAGAGAAUUACGAAAAGAAAGAUCUUUUGAAGUUUUACCAGCAAAUACAAAUCGUUUCGGAAACUCUUUUAUCAACUUUUAUGCUAAGAAACAUUACAAAUUAGAUGUUCCUUGA